UUGUGUUUCGUCUGCAAAGGUUCGACCGAACCCAGGAUGAAAAAAAACAUAUUUACGUAUUUUUCUGAUAAAAGACGUGCCUUAUAACUACCGUGUACAGUACAGUAUUUCGCUUUAAAGCUUUCAUUGUCGUACCAUCCGCUUAUGCGAGUAUAAUAAGCAAGUUGACGUAACCAGUCGGCGGACGGAAGACAGUAUGUUGACGGAAGUAGACGUGGAUCUUGUGAUGAGAUCAGAGCCAAACCUGCACAGUAAACUGAAAUAUCUAUCAGGUUUUGACGCCAAAGAAGCUUACGAGUAACUAGUAAAUCAUAACCUCAGAUGGUGUUUAUUUGGUCAGAGUUUUUAUAUAGAUAAUUUGUUAUUUACCCGACCUUAUUAAAAAAUCAGCUUCUCAUCAAGCCAAUGAACUACCGUUCAUUGACUCAGUACUUUUGUAUAAAAAAACUGUGCGGUCCGUUCGAAAACAAGCAUAUUGUAAUUGUUUUUGCGCGUGAUUUCAUAUAAUUAUGUGGUGUGGAGUUGUAUUUUAACUGAAAUGUAAUACAGUUUUUGUCAACCUCGAAGAAACAUGUUAAGCCAAUGGCAGCUUCACUAUGAAUGUGCAACAUAAAAGUUUUGAAUGUUGCUGAUAGGAAGCAAACGUUAUUUUCAACUAGAGUCAUCGAAAUAUAACUGUGGUAUAUUACAGUAGAUAGAGUAUUUUGUUUUUUUAUAUUGCGUUAGUCCAUGGAGAAGAUGUCUCCAAUUCCCGCUCUUCCUCUUAUCAUUAACUGUUGUAUGUCUGCACUUGGGUGCGUUGCAACAGUGAAGCUUAUUCCUGCUUUUAAGAAUCAUUUCAUAUCUGCGAGACUCUGUGGCAUGGAUCUAAAUAAAACCAUAAAGAAAGAGGUGCCUGAAUCACAAGGGGUUAUCAGCGGCACAGUCUUCCUCAUCAUUCUCUUCCUCUUCAUCCCUGUGCCCUUCCUCCAUUGCUUCAUGGGAGAACGGUGUCAACGGUUCCCUCACAACGAGUUUGUCCAACUGAUUGGUGCUUUGUUGGCCAUCUGCUGCAUGAUAUUCCUGGGUUUUGCUGAUGAUGUUCUGAACCUACGAUGGAGACACAAGCUAAUGCUGCCCACUAUGGCCUCCCUGCCUCUACUCAUGGUCUACUUCACUAACUUUGGCAACACUGUCAUCGUCGUGCCCAAACCUUUCCGUGUCCUGCUGGGGAUGCAUCUGGACUUGGGCAUUCUGUAUUAUGUAUAUAUGGGGAUGCUGGCUGUGUUCUGUACAAAUGCCAUUAACAUCUUGGCUGGUAUCAAUGGCAUUGAGUCGGGGCAAGCUCUCUUCAUAUCUGGCUCCAUCAUCAUCUUUAAUUUUCUGGAGCUCAAUGGAGACUACAGGGAUGACCAUGUUUUCUCUUUGUACUUCAUGAUUCCCUUUUUCUUCACCACAUUAGCCCUCUUCUACCACAACUGGUAUCCUUCCUCUGUGUUUGUGGGAGACACUUUCUGUUACUUUGCUGGAAUGACGUUUGCAGUGGUCGGGAUACUCGGCCACUUCAGUAAGACCAUGCUGCUUUUCUUCAUCCCCCAAGUCAUCAACUUCAUUUACUCUCUGCCUCAGCUCUUUCACAUUAUUCCCUGUCCCAGACAUCGCCUGCCAAGGUUACAGUCUGACACGGGAAAGCUUGGCAUGAGCUACUCCAAAUUCAAACAGAAGGACCUGGGCAAAUUAGGACAACUUAUUCUAAAGGUGGCAGAAAUGUUAUGGCUCCUGGAUGUGCGUAGAGGGCAGGAAGGAGAUGAUGAGUUUAUUGAGUGUAACAACAUGACCCUUAUCAACCUGGUACUAAAAGUGCUGGGACCUACCCAUGAGAGGAACCUGACUGCAAUCAUGCUGUUAAUACAGGUCUUGGGGAGUGCCGUGGCGUUUGGAAUCCGGUAUCAUCUUGUGCGUCUGUUCUACGACGUCUAGACCACUGAAGCUCCUGAGAAACGUUACAACCUGCUGCUUUCAUUUGGAGAAAAAAAAUACUGAAAUAAAACUGAUUGUUGAUUAAUUACUAAACCGACUUUCCUCUAUAAAGUAUGGAAUCUUGA
Carassius auratus (goldfish) is the source of this 2084-nucleotide messenger RNA. RefSeq names its product UDP-N-acetylglucosamine--dolichyl-phosphate N-acetylglucosaminephosphotransferase-like. Gene Ontology annotation, cellular component: membrane. The record is from RefSeq and is a predicted model, not a curated record. Bases 730 to 1959 code for a protein of 409 amino acids. Gene Ontology annotation, molecular function: UDP-N-acetylglucosamine-dolichyl-phosphate N-acetylglucosaminephosphotransferase activity. Gene Ontology annotation, biological process: dolichol-linked oligosaccharide biosynthetic process. NCBI's taxonomy places the organism in Eukaryota, Metazoa, Chordata, Actinopteri, Cypriniformes, Cyprinidae. The transcript has 9 exons.